AUGAUAUGGCACAUAUUAUCAUAUGGUAAAUUUGAUGAAUCAUGAUGAUAAAUAUUUAAUGACAAUUUCAUGAUGGCACAUUUAAUCAAUUUACUUGUGAGGAUGAUUACAUUAUACCUAUGUAAUCAAUAUACUUUUUCUUGAUGAUGAUUACAUGACACCUAUGUAAUCAAUGUAAUUGUACUUGAUGAUGACAACAUGAUGCAUGAUCCUGUAACUUGCAAGGACACCCUUGCGCUAUGAGAUUCGCCCAUUUGGUACGACGAACUCACGCGGCCUUAGUCUCACGAAUGAGGUGAGACUAGAAAAUAGGGGUGGUACCCGGAGACUUGAAUACAAUGUACGUACACUAAGCCCGAACUUGUGAUGUCGGACUACUAAGUCCCGCACAAUAACGCUAUAAGAGACGCAAUUACGCAUGAUCUCUUACACAUGCACAUGAUGUGAUAUGCUUCAAUAUAAAUGUUGAAAUGAAUGACAUGAUGUGAACAAUUUGCAAACAAUAUGAAUAUAUAAUCAUGCUUUAGUUUAAUUGUAUGAAACAUGAUUAAAAUAUCAUUUAAUAAAACUACUGGGCUCGGAGCGGUCGACCGUUUGGUGCGACGGUCGACCUUGAUCUUCAUCAGGUCGGAUUGGCGAUUCACCGUGAAGAUCGAUCGUGGUUGAUCGGCGGUCAACCGUUGUUGACUGGCUGCGAAUGGCGGACUUCGGUUUGACGGGCGGCGGUCGACCGUCAGCCACCAGCGGUCGACUGUUUGGCUGACAGUCUUGGUUCAUUUCAAAGUUUAAUACGACGGUCGACCGUUUGGGUCUGCAAAUCUAUCUCUUGAUAUUUUGAGUGUCCAAAAAUACUUCUUUAAGUCUUUUAAACACCUUUGAUUAAUAUAUACAUAUUUUUGGGUUGAUUUCAAAUGUUUAUAUAUACUUCUGUAUAUAUAUAUAUAUAUAUAUAUAUAUAUAUAUUAACUUUAUGAUUUUGGUGUAUUAUGGUCUUAACACAAAGAUGACUUAUAUAUGCGUCACAUAUAUAUUUUGGAAUGAUUUCAACAAAUGGAUUAACAUAUAUGUUCAUGUACGCAUGUGAUGAAUGAUUCGACAAGUCUAACGCAAAGGUACAGACCUGGAAAUCAUCGGCCGAAACCUUAUGGAUGAGCGGGAGUGGAAACAACAUCGAAAUUUGCCAACUUUGUCAUUUUCGUAACAACUGGACAGCAUGCGGUAUUUUGGGCAUAUCUCCAUCGUUUCUUCACGGAAUUGCAAACCGUUUGAUUUUGUAGAUUUCUAAGAUGUAAGGCUAUAACUUUCGUAUAGAAAGUAUUUCGUUUUAACAGAUGUAAGAUAGCAUAAAUUGGACCUGAAGUCAAGGGAUAGUUGCUGUCCAGGAUUUUGGAUAUGUCGAUGAACAAUGAUUCCGACGAUUAACUCCUUAAUUUCAAUAUUCCAACGCCGAACCUUCUCUAUGAUACCUUCCGGAUGUUCCUAAUAAUCGUUAGAGAGUUUAUGGCAAGUAUUUGGAAUGAAACAACAUGAAUAUGGUGAGGAAACAUAGCCAAUCCCGAGGAGCUCGCCACCACUGGCGCAGUCCCGAUUUGAAUGUAUUUCAGGAUAAUGGGCCUAACUAUUCCCGAGUCUCAAUAUGUCAUGUCGUCAGCAGACUGCAGUAUUGGCGACAAUCCAAGGUUCAUGGCUACAACGGUUGAUCUAGGACGUGAAUUGGUAAGGCGAAAAAUCAGGCUUACCUAUGGAGGAGGCAAUGUUGGCCUUCAAGGAGCUGUAGCUUCAAAAAUCUAUAAUAAUGGUGGUAGAGUCAGAGGUUUCAUACCAGGGUAUAUAGCAACACGAGGGGUCUAUGGACCAACAUAUGGUGCGGAGUACACCGUCUCCAGCAAUUACUAUAAGUAUUUCGAGAUGAAUCAUAUUGUGGAAGCCUUCAUUGUACUUCCUGGAGGAAUUGACACUAUGGAGGGUUUAUUCACUUUGAUCUCAUGGGCUUCCGAAGGGUUACACAAUAAACCUAUUGGUCUUUUGAACAUCCACGGUUAUUUCAAUAACCUAAUCAAGUUUCUAGAUGAUGCGGUGAGGCAGAACUUCAUGGCUUUGAAUCAGAGGAAACUUUUUAUUUCUUCUUUCUUGGUUGAUGAGCUUUUAGACAAACUAGAAAUUGCUAAUGCUUUCCCAGGUGCUAGUUAUGAUGAGUUUGCAAAUCCUGGAAGAUUAGACUUAAAGUUGCAUCUGUAAUAUUUCCAAGUUGAAAUAAUAUUGUCCAUGUACAUUAUGUAUUAGUCAUAAAUAUUGUUCUAAGCUGCAUGACCAGUGCAUUUCAGAAGAAUAUUUAUUUCUAACAUCAAAAUGUACCAUGUAAAUAUUAAUCCUUUUCUUUAUCUACCAGUCUCUCAUUGUUGGUGUGACUGUUUCACAUCUUGUUUUGUACUUUCAUCUUGUUGCAUCUUUUCGCGCCAAUAGGGUAUACGA
Messenger RNA from Cuscuta campestris, 2472 nucleotides. The record is from the annotation of a GenBank genome assembly. Lineage: Eukaryota; Viridiplantae; Streptophyta; Magnoliopsida; Solanales; Convolvulaceae.